AUUCCUAAAAUUUGAUGGGUGAGACCUCAUUCAAAUAAAACAUAUAGGGCAGUUUGGCUAAAAGAUAUAAGUUGAGGGGUUCAAUUGAAAAGUGGAUUUAGACACUCAUUAUUAAUCAGUGCCAUUUUUCCUUGUACCAAAUCCAUCAUCAGCAAUGGAGAUUUCAAACUCGCCGGAAAACAAUGAAGCUCAGACCACCGCAAAACAAAUCUUCAUCCUAUCGGGCCAGAGCAACAUGGCGGGCCGAGGCGGCGUCGACCGGCACAAGCACUGGGACGGCGUGGUACCGGCGGAAUCCGCCGCCGACGGCCGCCGGAUCUACCGUCUGAACGCCCACCUCCACUGGGAGGCGGCGCGUGAGCCUCUCCACCGAGACAUCGACACGAAGAAGACGUGCGGCGUGGGGCCCGGGAUGUCGUUCGCCAACGCGGUGAAGGAGCGCGUGGGGGUCGUGGGACUGGUGCCGUGCGCCGUCGGAGGGACGGCGAUCAAGGAGUGGGCGCGUGGGCAGCACCUGUACGAGAAUAUGGUGAAGCGGUCGAAGUCGGCGGCGGCGGCGAACGGCGGCGGCGGAGGAGGAGAGAUCAGGGCGGUGCUGUGGUACCAAGGGGAGAGCGAUACGGCGUCGCAGCAGGAUGUGAAUGCUUACAAAGUGAAUAUGGAGACGCUGAUUCACAAUGUGCGUCAAGAUCUGAAUUUGCCUUCUCUUCCCAUUAUUCAGGUGGCAAUUGCAUCAGGAGAUGCAAAAUACAUGGAGAAAAUUAGGGAGAUACAAAAAGGAAUUGAAGUCCCAAAUGUAGUGUGUGUGGAUGCUAAGGGAUUGCAGCUCAAAUAUGAUAAUCUUCAUCUCACCACUGAGGCCCAAGUUCAAUUGGGCCAUAUGUUGGCCCAAGCUUACCUCACCCAUUUUUCCGAUUAACAAAUUUUAUUUCGUCUGAUUCAGUUUGUUCUAUGUUACACUUGCUGAAUGUUGCAUUGAUAACUAUUUAGUAUGCAUACGUUUAUAUAUGUAUGUGUGAUGUUUAAAACUAUUCGGCGUCGCCUCUAGUAGACCGGCCAAUGACUAAGAUAUAAAUGUUAUUUUGAAAAUAAAAUUAAUGUUAUAUUUUUAUGAUU
Messenger RNA from Erythranthe guttata (spotted monkey flower), 1116 nucleotides. RefSeq names its product putative carbohydrate esterase At4g34215. Lineage: Eukaryota; Viridiplantae; Streptophyta; Magnoliopsida; Lamiales; Phrymaceae. The record is from RefSeq and is a predicted model, not a curated record.